Molecule: messenger RNA, 1026 nt
Organism: Spathaspora passalidarum NRRL Y-27907
Lineage: Eukaryota; Fungi; Ascomycota; Pichiomycetes; Serinales; Debaryomycetaceae
Exons: 1
Cellular component (GO): mitochondrion
Molecular function (GO): protein-arginine omega-N symmetric methyltransferase activity
Source: RefSeq, a predicted model, not a curated record
AGAUACAUUUUGGUCAAUUAUAAGUUGAAUGGUAAUUAUCCCUACAAUGAUUUGAUCAUCUAUGAAAUGGGUGGCGGUAACGGUACCUUAAUGUGUAAUAUUCUAAAAUAUAUCAAGACAAAUCAACCAGAUAUUUAUGCCAGAACCCAGUAUAAGAUUAUUGAAAUUUCAAGUCAAUUAGUGGCUAAACAAAUGGAGAGUGCAUUUAAGAAUAAGUUGAUUAGCCAUGGGUUAGAUAGUGAUAAGCUUCAAAUUUAUAACAAGUCUAUAUUCAAGUGGAACAAUGUUGUUAAUGAACCAUGUUUCUUUAUUGCAUUAGAAGUGUUUGAUAAUUUUGCUCAUGAUUUAAUUAGCUAUGAUAAUACCACCGGUGAACCAUACGAGGGUAAAGUUGUAAUUGAUGACCAUGGAGAUUUCUACCAGUUCUUCACUUCUGAAUUGUCAUACUACUCAAAUAUGUAUUUAAACUUGCGUGAAAAUAGUGCAUUCUCAGUCUUAAGGCAACAAGGAACCUUACAAGGUAGCGUUGAAAAAGUCAAGUCGUUAGUCAGUCCAGACAAUGUACAUCCAUUAUUACAUUCAACCAAGAAAUUACAGUACAAGAAUAUGUUCUUGCCAUUCAAGGACAAUUUAACCCCGGGAGAAUUCAUACCGACUAGACUCAUCCAAUUCUUUCAAAUCCUUCGCCAUAAAUUUCCUAACCAUUCACUCAUUUGUUCAGACUUCAAUGCAUUACCAAAGACAAUACCUGGAGCAUACAAUUCACCAGUAGUACAAACUGUUCUUCAAGAUAAAAUGAUUGAUGUUACAACAUACAUGUGUCAUCAAGGGUACUUUGAUAUUAUGUUUGCUACUGAUUUUGAUUUAUCAAGUGAAUUAUAUAAGAAAUUAACUGGAAAAGUACCUCGUGUGGAAACCCAUCACGAAUUCUUGAAUCAAUGGGCUGAUAUCGAAGCCACCUCUACUAAAACUGGGGAAAAUCCAAUGUUGGACUUUUAUAAAAAUGUAAGUUUCAUGGUGAGUUAA